Messenger RNA from Tinamus guttatus (white-throated tinamou), 731 nucleotides. Its product is annotated as p53 apoptosis effector related to PMP-22. NCBI's taxonomy places the organism in Eukaryota, Metazoa, Chordata, Aves, Tinamiformes, Tinamidae. The record is from RefSeq and is a predicted model, not a curated record. Gene Ontology annotation, cellular component: cell-cell junction; membrane. Gene Ontology annotation, biological process: cell-cell adhesion.
AAGAUGGUGAAGUACGGCCUCGACUACACUCGCUGCAGAUGGAUCCUACCUCUGCUCCUGGGCAUAGGUGUCAUCUUUGGUAUCAUCGCGCUAGCGGGCAGGGGCUGGUUGGAAUCGCAGACCUUGCCCUAUGUGCAGCGGGCGUCGUUAUGGCAGAGCUGCCGGAGAGACGCAGGUGGAGAAUGGAUGUGCGAGUCCCUCAUGGGUUACGCUUGGGGAAGAGCUGCCGCUGCCACAUACCUUGUUGGCUUUAUACUUCUAGUGAUCUGCUUUGCUCUGGCCAUCAUAGCAUUUGCCAUUGAUACACUUCGGUUCAACUUCAUAAGAGGGAUCGGUGGCUUGCUUUUUGUUGCUGCUGUGUUCUCCAUCAUGGGCCUGGUCAUUUAUCCUGUAAAGUUCUCAACUGAGAUUGAAAUGACAGGAAUCAAUAUGUUCAGCUGGGCAUAUGGCUUUGGCUGGACCACUGCUAUUAUGGAAAUAUGCUUGGGAUUCUUCUUCUGCUGCCUUCCUAACUAUGAAGAUCAAAUCUUGGGUAAUGUGAAGCCAACAUAUUUUUACUCUUCCCCAUAAACACCAUGAAAAAUGCAUUUGUAUUUCAGACAUAUUUGACAGAUCAUCUAAAUUUCCCAGAAUAUCAUCAUCAGAUGUUAGUAGAAAAUGCUGCAAAAUUUUAAAAUGUAUGUAGAAAAAAACUACUGGCAAUUUACAAUAAAGUUAUCUAUUCUAUUCUG